AAGUACAAAGGCAUUGUGUACGGAGUAAUUAUCUUUUUUUUUUUCGUUGGUAAUUAUUUGUUGUUUGGUAAGCCAUACCUAGUUUUAUUAUUAAAAAAAAAAUACACACACAUCAAAAAUGCUGAUAAUUUGUUGCAUUCACCCACUUUGGGCUUACCAAAGAUUGUAUUGUAACUUUCGUAUAUAAUAUUAAUUAAGACGAUCUAUAAUAAUUUACCUAAUUAAGUUAUUUUAGUUGUACUGUAUGAUAGUAUUAGUCAUUAGUAUUAGUAUGAUACUGAUACUGUAUAUGAUCUAGUGUAUGGUCUACAAGUAUAAGGCGUAUAUGGGGCUUUCGUAGUUAUACGCCAGAUCAGACUGAUUAAGAUUAGGUCAUUAAUCAUUAGACAUUAGUAGACUCAUUAGUCAGAGUCUGUGAGACUGAGACUCUUAGAAUUUAGCAUUACUUAACUACUAAGUAAGACUAAGAAAAUCAUUGCUAUUAUUAUUACCAUGUAUGACAUUAGUCUUAGUCUUGAGUUUAGGCUUAGUCAAUUAUUAGUCUCAUUCAAUACUAGACUAAACCAAAUAGUAAAUUAAAUAGAGAGUAAGAGUAGCACCACUAGCAUAGAUAAUUCAUAAGUUAUUACUAAUAUUAAUAUUAUUUAUAACAUUCAGUUAUAUUUCAUUUUAAUUUUACAUGUAGCAUAAUUUUCAUGCCAUUUAAAAAAAAUUUAAAAUGAAUAUAGUCAUGGUUUAGGAUGAGGAUGGUUUUAUUAUAAGUUAUCUUAGUUUAUAAUUAUAAAUUAUAAGGUUAGAGAAAGUGUGCAGUGAUGAAAAUCAAAGGGCUCAUUUCGAGCAUCUUUCGCUUUCUUAAAUUUUACCCAGUCCUGCAUGCCUGGAUAUUGAUUCUUAUUGAUUUGAAAGGGAUGGUUUAUUCUAUAGCUAUAUUAAAUGAUGCAGGUGUUGCUCAUCGAAAUGAUAUAGAAUGAUUAUCAAUAAUAUGAUGUCCCAUAGGGGUGUGCCGGACCCCGGUCCGGAAUCCGGUUCCGCCGGAUUUUGCACUAUCCGGUGAAAUCCGGUUCCGCCGGAUUUACAUGUAUCCGGAACAACCGGAUUCCGGAAUCCGGAAUAUACCGGAUUUCGGAAUUUGCCAGAUUUUGUGACUCACCGGAUCAUAAUCUGAAAUAAAAGUAAUUCUCUUUCCCGAAUUCCACACGAUCACGAUACAUUAAUCGAUUGUUUCGAGCGUUGAGCUUGUUUAAUGUUUAAUAUUCCGUACAUACCAGAGGCUAGAGUCAGCACCGCUAAUAGUGGCCAAUAGUGUAGGGACUUUGAUAAGAAAAUUUAAACUUUUUGUAAAAAUAAACCAAUGGCAUAGUUGAAAAGAUGUAAUUUUUUAAAGAAUUAUAACACCAAAAUCAUAUUUUUAGCUGUUGUAGUUUUAAAGUUAUGAAUUUUUAAAGUACGACUUGGUUUGUCAUUUUUUAACAUGGACUGCAUCUCCACAUUCUGUGAUCUCAUUCCACCAAUCCCGUCAUGCGCAAUGACUAUAUAGUUUAUAUAAGGCAACGCAUUCCCUGCCUUAUCACUAAAAUACUGUUUAGACUUAGUUUAAACUUUCAACUUUGGCACAUGAAUAAUUAAUUAAAGCUUUCCCUGACCAAUGGUUUAAUAGUUUUUGCACACGGCAAACUCUUAUGAAUGAAACUCUGAGGUAGUACUACGAUACAGUUAUGCAAGUGGCUGUGAAUGGUUGCCAAUGACAACGUGUUGCACACGGUAAAUUCUGAUCAUUUAUAAUAUGGAUUCUACCGGGUUGUUAAAGCUCAAAUUAAAACAUUCCAGUUUAAAUGUCUUUAAAUGCAUUCUGAAACACAAGUUAUCAAUUAUUUUGAUGUAAAUAGUGAUAAUAAAUUAAUAUUUCCUAAGUAUCGUCAACUUCCGCCAUUAAAAAGGGGGGCGUGGCCAACCCCAUGGCGAAAUUAGGUUGAGCGAGCUGCAUAACCUGCUGCGAACGCGUAGAAACAUGGCGUCUCUCGUAAGACACUUAUCCAAAUGGAACGGAACUCAAAUAUAUAUCGAAAGUACUAAUUUAAUAAUAAAUAGACACACACAUCGGAAAAUUAAAAACUCGGAUUUUUUGGCGCCGAUUGCGAAUUCCCAUACACAAAAAGUAGUAGUCCACCUUGACUUACCGAAGUAUCAACCAAUAGUACCAAAAUCCGGAAUCCGGGAGAAACCGGAAUCCGGAUCCGGCGGAUUUCGCAUAAGAAAAUCCGGAUCCGGAUCCGGUUGGAAAAAACGGAUCCGGCACACCCCUAAUGUCCCAAUCUUUCUGUGUCCUGAUUGGAUGGAUAUACUCAAAAUCUAAUAAUAAAAUACACUGCCUCUUACCUCCAAACCGUCAUAGUCAUUAGGCUUGCAUUAACUUAGUCAAAUAAUAAAAUAGCUGACUUAAAACUUGUGAGCUUGAAAGCUCUUAAAUGAAAUAAUCUAACUCAUGGUUCCCCGCAAUUUAAAAUAUGAGUGCUCUGUCUCACUAAACUUACUGUAGGAGCAAAAUGAGUAAGGGUCCAGGUGGAUAAUCAUAAUUCUAAUGCUGGAUGAUUUAGCAGCGUGGCAGUCUUGAAGAUGUGGCAUAUUUUGGGUCCCAAUCCAAAUCUAAUGUCACUGUCUUUAAAUUAACAAUCACAUGAACCUUUACACUGGGUAAUUAGUAAGGCCUACUAGUAUGACUUAGUGAUUGCAAAAGGAAUAUUUAUAUUUAAAUAUAUGAAUAUAAUAAAUGGCUUCUUAGAUUUUCAUUUGUAGCAUUUUCAUGCAUCCACAAUUUUGUUGUAUCAACAGCAUUGUUGUAUCUACAGCAUUGUCCUAGUCUGACUCUUAUAUUUUUUGUUGAGUAUCCCUUUUUUUUGGAUAAGUGUGCCAAGAAAUUUAAAUCAACCAUUACCUGUAACAUGGUUGCUAACAUCAGUUUCAAGUUACUCAUCAUACUCUUAAAUAGACCAACUAGUUGAUUCAGGGAUUUUAAAGCGAUAGCCAAAAUGGGCUAAAUUGCCUCAUGUUUAAUUUUCUCAUCACUCUUUUCAGAUGCCUUAAAUUUUCUAAAUUAUCACUGUUUCCAUGAGGGCUUUACGUUAUAAUUAAAUCAAGUGUGAAAAGUUCAGUUUAUGAUGAAUUUUUAAAACGACUAAGCAAAAAUGGCCAUGCAGAUAAAGAAGGAACCUGGUCCAAGUACUAGUGGAUCAGGUUUGGUUGGGUAAGUAAAAAAAGCUACAUUCUGAUUGCUGAUUUCAUUUAGUUUUUCCAUUGAAUAUUUUAUAUAAUUUGAGAUUUUGCUACUUUUUUUUUUUUUUUUUGAAAACUAGCUUUAAAACCUUUUUUUACUUUUUGGUAUUCUGAAUCCUUUUUAUAUUUUUGUAUUGUGUAAGCUGAACAUUUUUAAUAAAAAUAUGAGAAAAUUUUAAUUUGUUUUUAAUAGAUCAUUGACAGAUGUGAAGAAAGAACCAGGUGUCACCUCUCAAACCCCAGGGACCGCCAAAGCUCAGCUUAUCAGUAAGAUCAAGAUAACAUUAAUGCAAGCAUGGCGAGAUCGAUGGACAGAAAUACAGUGGGCCAUACAACUGAAAAAGCUAAUGGCAGCUUAUUUUUCAGAGUCUGUAGACAUUGCUGGUAAUUUUUAUGCAUAAUUCCCAUUAAUAAUUUAUAUUUUUAUAAUUAUCUGAAAAAUUUAUGGCUUAAGAACUUGGGGAAUAGACAUUUUUUUCCCACCUAUGCCAUGUAAAAGAAUUUUUUAAACCUUUGAUCAAUUCAAAUUAUAACUUAUUUAUUAUUUGUGAAUUUUAAAAGUUGUUUGCAAUUGAACAUUUAAAUUUGAGUGUCUUGUUUUUUAACUGUUGAGUUUCCUUCCUCUCUCUUUUGUAAAAAGAAAUUUUGAUGCAGCAAGCUCUCAUAGGAAGCAGCCCAAACUCAUUGAUCCUGUCUUAUUUGAAACAUAGUGUCUUGUCUCAGGUAAAUACAAAAUUAACUUUGAAAAAGAUGAUGCUUAUUUUUUUCUUCUCAAAUUGACCUUUUUUCUUUAAAAAUUUGGCUGUAUAUUUAAAUAAGAGCUAUACAUUUUUUAUUUCAGAUGAUUCCUUUUAAUACCGUUCUGAAAUACAUCACAGAAUUCGAAGAUUUUUCUCGGCCCUACUGUGUUCUAGCACUUCUCCAUCUAGCUGAGAUGUUUGGAUCAAAAAUAAGGUACUACACGGUCAGGCAUUUUUUAUAAAGCACUAAUUAUUUUCUAUAUUUUUGGUCCUUAUUUUAUAAUGUUAUGAUCUGUUUUGCCAUUAUAAGUUAUUUCACUUCCACAGUUUUAGCCCUUGCCAUGACUCUCCUCUACAACUUGUCCGCACUAUGCUAAGUCUCAACCAUUGGCUUGUAAAGGCUUUGUUUACAUGUCUUCAGGUAAGGAUUUUAUGGCUUGAUUUCAUUAUCUAUUUUAAGGAAUAUUUCCAGUUUUUUUAGACAUAAAAACAAUUUCAAUGGAAUGUUAAGUAAUAAAUUUAAAUGAAAUAUAUUGAUAAAAAUCGUCAUAAUAUACUGUAAGGAAAAUUUCCAGUUUUUUUAAAUAAAAAGAAUUUAUUAUUAAAAAAUUGUAAUUGUUUUCUAAAGUUUCAUUUUCAUUGGAAAUGUUAAGUAAUACAUUUCUAUGAGAAAUCUAUAACAUUCUUGCUUGGAGCUUUCUAAACAAAAAAAGAAAAAGAGAAUUAAUAAUAGGCAGAGUGUCAUUUAUUCUGCCUGUGAUUAAUUCUUUUUUUUUUUUAGUCAUUUGAAUGUCAUUUAUUCUGCAGUUCAAAUUAAAUUUAUAUUUUCAAAUGUAUCAAAUGGAAUGGAAUAUUUCUUGAACAUACACUGAGUAGUUGAACGUUUGUACUGGAAUAUUUCUUGAACAUACACUGAGUAUUUGAAAGUUUGUACUGGAAUAUUUCUUGAACAGACACUGAGUAUUUGAAAGUUUGUACUGGAAGAUUUCUUGAACAUACACUGAGUAUUUGAAAGUUUGUACUGGAAUAUUUCUUGAACAGACACUGAGUAUUUGAAAGUUUGUACUGGAAGAUUUCUUGAACAUACUCUGAGUAUUUGAAAGUUUGUACUGGAAGAUUUCUUGAACAUACACUGAGUAUUUGAAAGUUUGUACUGGAAUAUUUCUUGCACAAACACUGAGUAUUUGAAAGUUUGUACUGGAAAUGAGGCUACUGUUUUUUUAGUAACCAAUUCAGAUGGUCAAGUUGAUUAUCUGUUAAUUCUUUAACCAUGAUAAUUUUUCUUCUCACUUUGUCAGCGCCUUCAAGAAACAAGGCAAGGUCAAAUAGCCCCUGAAUAUUUUGUCAUUAUGGAUAACUCAAGUCGUGCUCUCAAUAACAUCCUGGAACGUAAGGCGGCUCGUAGUUUAAUGCAGAUUGCCAGGACAGAUAACCCAGGUAUACUUAACUUUUGAGUCUAAAUACAUUUUUGAAAUCCAAACUUCAAUAUGGAAUAAGGGGUAUAGUUGUUUUUCUUUUCAUAAGAACAAUAUAUUUUCUUUCAAAAAUGUUAAGUGAGUAGUAAUCAUAUAUCCAUAAUCUGCUAAUAUUCUCAACAGUAGUUAAUCCCCUAAACAGAUAUGCAUGAUGAUGAAAUAUUUAAUUCUGACAAUCCAAGACAUGAGUAUGGUAUCAAGCACUUCUCUGUUUGCUACUAUUUAAGUAAAAAAAAUCUAGGAAGGGGUGUAGUUCCAUCCAUACAUUUCAGUCAAAACACCAUCUGUUUGUAAUACAUUCUGUAAUUACACUUCUGCUGGGUAGAAAAUUACUGUUUGUUCUGUGACCUGUGUUAAGCUGAUGAAAAUUAAUCCAAUACCUUGUGUCUCUAUGGCAGAUGGCUACAGAGAGUUUGAGCAGUGUGAGAUGAAUGUUAGUGGCACAUUCAGCCAGUUACCUCGCAAUGCGAUCCUGGAUGAGACCAGGGAGAAGAUCAACUCUGCUCUUGUGCAGCUGGCCAAGUCAGUAAAAUACAUUAUCUACCCGCUACUGGUGUUCAACAGAAAAAACAGUUGGAUUUUUUCAGAAAAGCACUAUUAAUUUUGUCCUUAAUUGAUGGUUAUUUUUACUUGAAGAUCUCACAAGAAUUUAAUAAUUACACAUUUUUAAUCAGACUUAUUUAUUUACUAUUUAUAUUUUUUGAGUUCUUUGUUGACUUACGUUGCGAUGCCUUUGUAUGACUUCUAACAUAACCCAGUAAACAAUCACUAUUUUUUUAGGAGUUUUUCAAAUAAUUGUUUGGACUUUAUAAAAUGAUGAUAUUUUUAAUUUGUGGGCUCCAUUCUUACAGACUAAAUGAUACACAAACUAGCUUGGAGGCAGUGCUGGACAUUGUCCAUUCCCCCAUCUACCCAACAAUCAAUGGCCUGGUGACACUGGAAGCUAUACUGAACUCAAGUAGUGACAUUCAACCUUUUGUUGACCAGGUUUUGGUGGUCUCAAGACUUAUGGUUUGUUGAAUUCAUUGAAGUAUAUUAACUUAAGUUUUUGGUUUCUUGUAUUAUAUCAGCCUCAGUUCUUUACUUUCUUAGACUUACAAAUUUCUUUCAAGAAAUUCAUGACUCUUAACUACUGAAAUUUAUGUUACAGAAACUGCCUAUGCCUCAGAUGUGCCUGGAAAUAUUUAGAGCUUGUUUCAUGGGUUUUGUGGACACCAAUGACUUUUCAGAGGACCUCCAGUGGGCAACAUUCACUUUCCUGAAAGUCCCUCACAUCCUGACCAGCGUCAAACAGCAGAUGCCUGAGUGGGAAAUGGGAAACCAUGUGGAGAAAGGGCUGGAGAUGCUGCUAGAGUUCUCUCACCUGCUGGACCAAACGGACAUCAAACAGAAGUCAGUCUCUUAUGGUCCCAUUGUAUUUUUCCCCAAUGCAUUAUUUCAGCCAGGAAGCAUUGACCCACUAAUGUUGUGUGUUUUUUUUAAAAAAAAGGUCAAGUCUUAGAAAUUGGAGUUUUAAUGUAGUGAUUAACAAGGCUGAUUGGGAAAUAGAUUCUUUGUAUUCAUCAAUCAUUUUAAAAUUAAUUUAGAAUAUACCCAUUGUCAAAGUAAGAACUGAAUAUUUUUUUUUUUUUAAAACAUUUUUUUAGUCAUAUGUAACAUAAAAAAAAAACUUUAAAAAAGUAAAAAAGAUAAAUGAGUAGCAACAAAUGGUGUUUGAGGAUCUAGUCAAAUCAAAUUUUCAUUUGAUAGUUAUUGUUAUAGCUUGACAGUGGCAUAUGCAUUUAGCUUAACUUUGUAAUUAUGUCAAUUGUCCUCCUCAGUUUUGACAUGUUUGGACAGUUCAUCACAGAGCUCCACAAGGCCGGCAUUAUCUCGGAGGCUCAGAAAAUGGCACUCAGUCAGCGCAGGUGGGCUGUUUUUAUUCUUUUUUAAAAAGUUUUCUUUAAUGCAUUUAUUGAUAUUGUAAUUGUAAAUAUUUCUUGGCCUAGCCAGAGCCUCUAUAACCCAAGGGCUGCCGACUCCAGCAAUGCUCUCUCUUUAUCUUUGUAUAUAACUUGCUGUGGAGAAGUUAACUGCUCUUAGCUCAUCCAUAACAUAAAUGUCCAGGCAAGCAGAAUAUUAACUGUUGUUGCAGUGAAGUCUGGAUAACUACUAGCGCAGCAUCUUAUCUUUUACCAGUAUCUUAUCUUUAUAUACGUCGCCUAAACUUAUACAGAAGCAAGUGGGAGUGGGCAAUCGGUCAUUUACAGUCUCAUUUAAAUAAGGAAUAGCAAACGUGAAAUUAAGGUCGGGGAGGAAAGAUUAGAGACAGUACGUGACUUCAAGUACCUAGGAGCAAUAGUCUUAGAAGAAGGUUCCAAGCCCGAAUUGAUGUCCAGGAUUGCCCAGACCACAGCAGCACUAAAGAGGCUUAAGAAAAUAUGGAAUGACAAAAAUAUAGCCCCCAGCACCAAAAUCAGGCUAAUACGCUCAUUAGUUCUCUCCAUUUUCCUGUAUGCCUGCAAAUCCUGGACAUUAACAGCCGAACUUGAAAGGAAAAUAAAGGCGAUCUCUAAUGAACAAGGGAAAGAAAAGAUUCGUCAAGCAAUUGGGCAGUAUGAUGACCUCCUGGUGACUGUAAAAAAGCGCAAACUGGAAUGGUACGACCACGAAACAAGAAAACAAGAGCUCGCCUAAGAAAUCAUGCAGGGCACAACGAGAUGAGAGAGAAGAAGAGGAAAUCAGAGAAAAAGAUGGGAAGAUAACACCAAAGACUAAAACUAGGCGAUGCUGUGCGAAGUGCAGAAAACAGAGAGGAAUGGAGACGGAUAGUUUUCAUGUCAUCUGUGGUACCCCAACGGUCUAAGGACUAAGGGACAUGAUGAUGAUGAAACAUGAAAUGGAGGUUUUUGAAUAUUUAUCUGAACUCUUGACCUGAGAUUAGGUUGAUACACUGAAGCCUGCUAAUGGAACAUUUCUCUUAACAACUCAUUGACAUAGCUAAGCUUAGCUGACACAUUGAAGGGGGAUAACUACUUUGAAUUAUAAGAUAUUAUGUAUGAUUUUCUACACAGGACUGGUAAAAAAAAUUUCCCCUUUCACAUUUUCCUCAAAAGAAUAAUUUCUUUCUUUACUUAUCUGUUCAUCUGUCCUUACAAAGAUACUUGGUUUUCUAAAGUGCAUUUCUUAAUUUCAGAGCGGAACAAAGAAGUAGGCUGAGACCAUCUGAUAUAUCUGGUUCCAACGAUGGCAAGAAUCUCAGUAGAGUCACACAUGCAGAGGCGACAGUCACGAGUAUCUUAAAGGUUGGGGAGUAAUUUGUUCCACUCUUCUCUUUCUAGUUUUACACAUUUAUUCAAACAGACAUUUCAUAGAUGAAAUUAUCAAGUUUUGACACAUUUUUUAUUUACCGGCAUCAUUCUUUUUUUUAAAGCUGUAAUUUUUCUCUAAAAAAAACUAUUUUGAAUCGGAAUACGGUUUUCAUAUAUUAUUUAAUUCCUUUAUUUUUACUUCUUAUUUUCGUUUUAUUGUAAAAAGAAGAGAAAUGUAUUUUGCUUUUUGUUAGAAGCAGCUUAAAAUGUUAAUAUUUUCACUGGACACGGGCAUGCUUUCAGUCAUUGUAUUUUUUAAUGUUGGUUUGUGUUUUCUAUUUUGUUUAUAUAUUAUUAAACCUUUUUGUCUUAAAACAAAGAGAAAGAGAAAACAAUCAUUACUGCUACCUGCUUAUUGGUUAUCUAACUUUAUUCACUAAUUUCUAUUUAGUUCUAAAAUUCUCUUCAUUUAAACACAAAUUUUGGUUGGAUUAAGCGAUAUAUGCAUGCAAAAAACAUGAUUGAAAUGUUACAUUAAAGACUGAGGCUAUUAAAUAUAUUGCAAAUAUGGAAACACAUUAGUUUUGAACGAUGUAUAUUGAAGGGUUUUCACAAAAGCUUCAGCCACAAUGCCUAAGCUAAAAGCUUUUGUAUGUAUCAGGAGAGUUCUAAUUGGGGCAAAACUUACUCUCUCCAGGGAAGUGCCACUCUGGACAGGAUGUUAAAGGUGAAAUAAUUUGUGAAGUAAAAGUGAUGAAUUUGUUUGAUGUUGUCACAUUGCAGGCUGUUAUUGUUGCACAGCAUUUGGACUGUUCCCAUUAUGUUGUUUUUUGUGGCACAGAAGCUGUCAUGUAGAAGUACGUUGGGAAUUUUCCCCCCUAUGUUGUCGUUUUGGCACAGCAUUGCAAUUGUUCCAUUGUUAAAACCUUUUUUCUGAACCUUUUGAUAGUUUUAUACUUUUGACAAUUCCAUUCAUAUGUUCCCUAUAAAACAAUGCCCCUUAUUGAUCAUUUCUGCUUAUCUGAAUGUCUGUAUGCAUAUUGGAACCUGUACUGAUUUCAUUUCUUGUCUUUUUUUGCAGUGGCUUAUUUUGAAAAAAAUAUUUAAAGUCUUUUGGAAAUAUUCGCAAUAAAUUUGAGUAUUUGUUCUUUAUAUAAAUUUAUUUUUUGAUCUGUAGAUCAUAAAUAUUCCUGUCUUUCAGUUUGGCUAAAACUAUUCCAAACCAAGAAAAUACCAAUCGCUUAUUGUUAUUUGACAACUGACAGAUUUAUGUAUUAUUUAUUUCAUUAUGUUUACUGUUUGGGUUUUAGAAAAUGUCCAUCUUAUGAUAAUUUGGGGAGUGGGUGGGUGGGGAUUGUCUUUUGCUUUGUUUUCCCUUUCUGGAUGUACCUAAUUAUUUAAUUCCAUAAAUGAUUUAGAAACAGCUUUUUAUAUAUGUAAUAUGUGUGUAUGUUUGGACAUUUCACUUACAACUGAUGCUGACAUAUGGCACAUUGUAUAACAUUCUAUAUUGGAAUUGUAAAUAAGAUAAGAUAAUAUUCUUUUAUUGAUCCAAAUCAAUGGAAAUGUUUUGUUAAAAUUAAAAUGUACAUAUUCAUUUUCAGCCCAUAAAUAAAUACAUAUUUUAACCAAAACAUUUUACAAUUAAAACAAUUUAAACACAAGACAUUUGAAGUAUUUUUCUAGCGUAGAAAUCAUCCGUCAAUGAACUCCCUUAGUGACAGUAUAAAUGUAACUAUAAUCGAUAUUUCAACUAAUAUAGAAUCUGAAAUUUACUUCUUCACUCAAUGAGAUGUUGUGUUGAAACAAGUUUAAGACAUGCAGCUAUUAAUACACAGUUACAUCACUGAAAAUUGAUAUUUUUCUUUAUGUAAUUAUGCUUGGAUAUUGAAUCAAAGUUCUGGCAUCUCACAAAGAUUUAGUUUCAGAUUUAGUAGAGAGACAUGAGCAGUCCUUAAUAAUAUUUUUUGUUACUGUAUUGAAAAAAAAGAUUUUAAAUUUUGAAGUAUAUAGUAUUUACUCUGAUAUGGGUUAUGAUUAAUGCAUACAAUUGUUUGGUGUUGGCUCUUAACGCUAUAAUAAAUGUGCAUAUGACAGUAUUGUUGCUGGGCUAGUAUGGUGGUUUGUCACCAUUUGUUUGCUAGCAGCUUCACAUGCCAGGUUGAAAUUUUUUGUCCAGACUUUUAAAUUAUCAUGUGGACAAGGAAGGGCUAAUGUAUUUGCAAUACAUAAUCAUCUAGAUACAUUGCAAUAUACAUCAGAAAAGUAAAUGUACUGGAUGAAAACACAGGACUUAUGAAAAAGCUUAUCACAUCGCUGGAAUGGAUUGUUACUCUCUAGCACUUCAUACCCCGUUUAAAGUACCAUGUCAUAAUAAUCUCUAAGCACUGCUGGAGGGGGAUCCUCCUGAAUGCCAUUCUUAUGUCAAUGCUGCAAGACAUGAACUUUUUUGUUAAUUUAGUGCAUGAUGAGAACAAGUUGAUUAUGGUGGUAAAGAAUAUCUGUUAUGUAAAAAUAUAUAGGAUGUGUCUGUAUAUUUAACAAUGUCCAAUUUAUGUAGGUUUAUUUAAUUUUUGAUAAAUACAAUUUAUCAUUUUAGUAAAUGUCUGAGAUUUUAUAUCUCUAGGCUCAAAUGAGAUUGUAUACCGUACAAUAGUUGUUUUUUUUAGUGGCCGUAGCAAAAAUGAGACACUCUUGUGUUUUAAGAGAAAAAUGAUAAUUUUUUUAAAAUAAAAAGUUAACAAUAAGAACACGAGGAGAGGAGUUUGUAAAUGUGUUUUUAAGGAUUAAAGUGAGAUUAGUUUAACUCAAUAUUAAAUCACUGAGGAAAAAUUUCUCAAAGUCUCACAUUUAUUUUACCUAUUUUAAAAAGUUCCAGCUAAUAUUAUUUAACUGUUUUACAUUUUCUCGUCAUAAUGAUAUAUAACUGUUAAAAACAUUGGCUGGUUAUAUGAGACAUAAACUUAUUCAUUCUCUUCUAUCAGUCUCUGGACUCGGACCCUCAGCGGAACUCAGACUCCAUGGUUAAGGUGUUGACCAUCAUGCUUCAGGGACACAGUUUUGACAUUCUGAGACUGGCAGCAGCGUGCACAGGCAGGCUUCAUGAUUUUAUGUCCAAGCUCAUCAGGUAAGAGAUGCGACGAGUGUGACUUUUGAUGUAGCUUUCACUGUUGUAUACAUUUCAGUCAGUUUUGCUCCAGAGGGAUCUUGAGCUUAGCACAGGGCUGUUGACUGACUUUCGGUGGCUCCUGCCACUUUUCAAUGAGUCCCCCAUUCCCUCUGUUCGAAGUUGAAGGGUUUUGCCACAUCACAACUUUGGGCCCCAUAAAUAGCUGAGGUAACCUGCAGCCACUGGUUGCAGGGUCCACGCAACCUCUGAUCUGGCAUUUCUAAUACUGAAAGUACAAUAUUAAGGAGAAAUUUUUAUAUUUCUGGAAUGAAUAAAACAACUUUUAUUAACAAAAUCAUUAAUUUAUUUGUAUUAAAAUUGUUCUAUAAUUUGUUCUCAAAUUUAAUUGAUUGUGAUAAAAUACACCUUAGCAAAUACUGACUGACAAUUUUUCAAUGGUAACAUACACAUACUUGAUGACUUCAUUGUAGAGUUAUUUUUACAUCGCUCACAAGGGCUGAAACUGUUUUUGUUAUAGAAUCAAUGAGCUCGCAUCCCAAACAACAAGUGAGUCCUUGAAGAUCCCAAACAGAAGCCAACUAUUUGAUGUGACAUUCCUCAUGAUCAUCAGCAUAUUCCAACAGAAUGGACUAUCGGUAAGACUUUCUGUGUAAACUUGAUCCACCAGACAAAUAGAGACCUUUACAAUAGUGUUUAUUUUGUAUGCAUUACACAUUUUUUAAACUUAUUGAGUUAUAAAUUUGAUUGAAGAAAUAUGCAUUAGUAAGUGAUUCUCAAAUACUGUUUUAGAUUCAGUUUCUCUCCAACAUGUAUCCAAGACAUUGUUGCCAUGAUUAAUUGCUAACAAAAAAAUCAAAUGACAUUCACUAACUUUGUGGUUUUGAAUUGCAAUGAGGGCUAUUCUUUUUUCCCCUCACAGAUAGCCCUGUCUAAUAAAGAAAAUGAAUACUCCCUUGUAGUUCAAUGGGCUAAAAGAUGGCUCCCUGAAGAUGGGAAGUAUAAAAAUGUGGAGUCCACAGAGGAACAGGACAAAAUUGACUGCAUUCUGAAUCUGAUGCUGAGCAAUGCUGAAAUAGUUCCAUGUGGACAGUAAGAAACCAAGCAAUCUGAUAUAUUCAGGGAUUUUGUGAUGUAGCUAAAAAAACUGAAACUUGAGACUUCCGAUUCUUUUGAUGUAAUAUAAGUAAAGGCCAGAACUUUGUUGACACAUUAAAUAUUAUUUAAAUAAUCAAAAGUGAUGCUAACGUGGUAAAUAGUCUUUUCUAUGUUGAGAUAAUAACAAUGAGUUAUGUACCUGUGCUAUGGAGAGGGUAUCUUUUAUAUGGGCAUUGUAUAAACCUCAUUAUUGCUUUUGUUUUGGCCUCUUAGAGUGAAUGGAUGGAAAGAGCUGAUUAUGUACCUGCCCUAUGCCUUGCAAGAAGUGCUGUUUGCUCUGGAACACAUGGCACUUACUUUGGAUAAGGUCAAGGUAUGUCCAGUUAAGGUCAAUCUAUAUCAAGUUAGCCAGACACAAAAAUGCUCAUUCCUAAAUAUAUAAUUUGUUAAAGUUAUCCCUAACCUUAUCAUUAUGCUAUUAUCCAUUGGGAAAGGCCCUGUUUAUCAAAUUGUCCCUUCUUAAUGGACUACUGACAUUUCAUUUCAGUUAUCCCUUUUCAAGAAAUUUCAUUUAUUACCACCAUGUUGAUCCAAUUUGCUUAUUACCAUCAUAUUGAUCAAUUUUGCUUAUUGCCACCAUAUUGAUCAAGUUUGCAAUUUGGUCACGUGUCCAAGGGUCUGACACCAUGUUGACAUUUAUCAGCAUAAGAGUCUUUGCUGCAUACGGAGUGUUGAUGUAGUUGAUGACAUGAACGAUGCCAUUUCUAUCUCCCCCCAUCCCUUAGCUCAUCAUCGACCACAUCCGCAAACAGAACAACAAAAGCCUGAUUCUUGUGUGCACCACCUACCUGUGUAACUACAUGAACAUGGUUGGGGCCAGCGCCAGAGUCAAGCCACUCAAGAUGCUGGAGUUCUUCACAGCUUCUUUAGGGAUAGAUGCGUGAGUUAACAUACAACCAAUCUUGUGCUUUAACACAUUGGGUAAAAAAAGCCAUUAAUUGACUUUUCUCUGUGGCUGGCACCAUUUUGUUUGUUGCAGGUCAGGUCAGGUCAGGUAGUUUAUUGCUUAAACAAUGUAUUUUAUUAACUAAAACUAAAAUCAUUUUCACUGUUGAAUAAUUUAUUAAAGAAAUAAUUUGUAUCCUCUUUUAUACUUCAAUUCAUUGUUUUACAUUUGAAAACAUUUUUUGAUUUAAAAAAAAUGUCUUUGAGUGGUCAAUCAUUUCCUUUUUAUCAAGUAUCUAUUUAGACCAAAAAUUGAUGAUUUUGAUGCUGUCAUGGCCAAUUUUUUUUUGUUAUUAACUGAAUGGAUUCUUGAUAAAGCGGGUAACAGAUUUAUAAAAAAAAAUGAAAUUAUUUCUCACCCUGUUGACGCUUGCUAGCAUUCUUCCCAACAGGAAACUCCCAAUCCAAGCCAUCAUUGACAAUAUCAUCUUUGACAUUUUACCCGAGGGCCACCCUCAGAGACCGGCCAGGCGUUACCUGCUGUCCAGCAAAAAACUGACCAGUGAGAUUAUGAACGAGACGCUAAAAGAAUCAUUCCACAGAGGCUGGCUCAACAUGGCAUCAUUACACACACUUGAACAGCUGUUGGUGCUGAGGGGCCCUGAUUGGUUUUGUGGGGAAAUGGUUGAGGUAGGUGGCGGCUUGUUGUUGUUUGUUUUGGUGGGUGGCAUCUGGUUGUGGUAGGUGGCUUUCAGAAGCCCUGUUCAAGCUUUUUUUAAUUGUAUACUUUUCAAAAUUAUUACUUUCACAGUAACUUUUUGACAUGGAUGAAAAUUACCAGUAAAAGUGUCAAAGGAAAAAAUGAAAAACUUAUUAGAUAUCCUUUAUCUUCCCUGUAUAUAAGAUAGUUUCCUUUCUAAAUAUCUUAUUUUUUCUCUCUUAUUGGCAUCACUUUCUCACACAUAUCAAAUUAUUUCCUCUCUUUAUUUAUUCAAUUAUUUCCUCUCUCUAUUUAUUCAAUUAUUUCCUCCCUGUAUAGCACUUGUUAAAACAGAAUCACACUGACGAUGCCUCACAGUCUCUGAGUCUGGCAUUUGCCAUCAUGCACAUGGACCUGGAGCGCAUGACAAUCAGCUUGCUGAGGCGGGUGCUGCCCAGACUCCUAUCAACACCACAGACCAACCUGCUGACAGACCCUCGGGGCUACUGCCUCGCUAAGCUUUGUGUGCUCAGCAUAACAGCAACUCAUAUGUCCAAGAUUGGUCAGAAAGGUCAGUGGGUAUUUAGUCUUGUGCAUGCAAUUAAAAGAUUCAUGUUUGUAGUCAUAAUCAGGUACAAGAUUGGCAUUUUUUCUAGCAUGCAAUUGCUUAACUUUAAAUAAACCAGCUCGGUCCUUUCAAAUACAACUGACAGGUUGUUUUUUUUUUUGUUUUUUUGUUACAUCAAAAGUAGUUGCAAGAAGGCAUGAAAUUUUCCAUUUAGAUUAUGCUUUUAAUAUCAGCACACAAAAACAUGUCUACUGUAAUUUUACUUUGGUUAAUUUUUUUUUUAAUCAAGCAUUUAAAUUAUUUGUAUGCCAAAACUUACUGAGACAAUAACUGUUGCUCUUUUUUUGCAGGUGGGCUUAAAAAUAAAAGUAAUCCAUGUUAUCCAAUGUAUUAGAUUAUAAUAUGAUCUAAGGUAUUCAAUGAAGAAUUUUAUCCACAGAGCCUUAUGUCAGAAGACUCCACAAACGUACAGUGCUUGAACUAGACUUUGAUGAGGUAAACCAGUCAUUAUGUUUUCCAUACUUUUAAAUAUAUACACAUAGUAAUACGGUAAUUAGCAAGAUGCUAUGGUUCACCAGGGUCAGAAACAUUAAUUACCUAUGAGCAAACUAAAUUGGUAUAAAAUUAAUUUUGAUCUUCUGUUGUGGUUAGUAAGAAUAAAAAUAUCAGAUAUUCCCAACAACAUUGCAGGUGAGAACCUGUCUUGUAUCUAUGAUGAUGAUUAUUUAGUAUGUUCAUAGCCCUUGUGUCCAUGCAAGUUUACUCCAACUAAAUAUUUUCUAUCAAUGAAUGCUAACUCUCCCUAAUUCUUAUCAUCAAAAGCUUAUGAUCAAUUCAACUGCACUUCUUUCUCCCCAUAUGCAUUUUUUUUCCCAGGAUGUGGAAGACACAGAGGCUUCACCUGCCAAGCUCCGUAAACUUUCAGAGCCUCAACUGAGCUUAAGCCUGGAGGACUUUAAUUUAGGUACGGUAUAUACUCGCAUAUAAGCCGAAUUUAGAACUAUAAAAUACAAUACUGAAAUCAGGGGGACGGCUUAUAUGCGCAUAAAACAAAAUGGACACAAGGACAGACACUAAUGCCAAUUUUCCAGCCACACAUUUUCAUCACUAUCUGACUCUUUAUUUAGUUGUGUGUACAGAGUACUAAUAGAUAUAUAUACAGAGGUGUCACUUCAAAAAAUUUCAUGUAUGCAAAGCUGAUAAUUAUCCUGAGUAUGAAUAUUACCAUGGAGAAUUCAUUUUCCAAGUCAAAAAUGGCAUAAACUUAAGAAAAAGAUACUUAAAAAACAGAAAAUGUUUUCUAUGUCUAGGGUUUCUUAACUAAUACUCUAUGCGCAGAUGUAUAGAAUAAAGUGAGACUGACACGACCGCGUGGUUGAGUGUGCACCAGUGGUGAGUCUUAACCAAGCAAGAGCUAGCGGUGAAGCCGAUGUCAUCGGUAGACGGUCUGAUUUCUUAGAAAUAAUACACUCAAAAGAAGGCGGUCGUAAGGGAAUCCCCUUAAAUCACAUGCAUAGGCAUGAAGAGGGGAGACAGAGGCAGCCAGUUGGUAGGCAGCGCAAGGCAUGGGAAGGGGGACGAGGGUCGCGUGGCUUGUAGGGGAAUAGCAAACCAACGGGAAACCAAUGGGGCAGACGUGAGCACGCAGCCACAGAAUUUAAAAGUCUGCUUAUAUGCGGGUUUUCGCAAAAACUGGCCAUUUUAAAGCAGUUUUAGGGGGUCGGCUGAUAUGCGAUGUUGGCUUAUCUGCGAGUACAUACAGUACUUUAUUUAUGAAUAAUCACAUGGCCUCGCCUUGACAUCAAAACUAGAAAAGGCAGCAGUGUUUUAUAUUUAUUAGCAUUGAUAGCAACAAUAUUGUUCAUUUACCUAACAACUUAUUCAUACUUUCAAAAGUAACUUUGUAUAUACUCUGGAAAUGUUUAUGCCACCUGUAUCAAGCUAGUAAUUCAUCAUUGUUCUUAACUACAAUCAUCAAGCUAGUAAUUCAUCAUUGUUCUUAACUACAAUCAUCAAGCUAGUAAUUCAUCAUUGUUCUUAACUGCAAUCAUCAAGCUAGUAAUUCAUCAUUGUUCUUAACUACAAUCAUCAAGCUAGUAAUUCAUCAUUGUUCUUAACUACAAUCAUCAAGCUAGUAAUUUAUCAUUGUUCUUCAGCUGCCCUUGCUGACAAAGAAGAUGGUGAGGUCCUGCCAACAUGUGAUGUCAAGGAACCAUUGGAUAAAGCAUUAGGUAAAUGUUCCAGUGUUUACAAAGUGAUCCAACUUAUUUUUUGUGAUGCUAGUUUUGCUAUAGGAAGUAAGUAAGUGAUAAUGGGCUUUAUUUAAUCUCAAUACAUUUUGCCAAUGACUCAAUUUUUAAAUUGUUUUAUUAGAAGUUCAACCUGCAGCAUGAAUAAUUUAUAAUUAAAAUUAAUCGCUCAAAGUAAGAUUUUUUCCUUCUUUUAUUGUGCAUGCUUGGAUCAUAUCUGGUGCCCAGAUGUUGUCUUAUAAGGUCAUAUUUUCUUCCAUACCUCAUUCAAGGUUAGUUUUAUGGACUUUGUUUGUUUGUUGAAACAUCAACUAACUUUGUGCUCACACAUCCUGGGUUUUCUUAUCGUUAGUGAAUCUUUUCCUGAUGAUGAACACCAUCCUGAUGAAUAGAACCCUUACGCCUCGAACUUGGUUCAUUGUCUCCUUCAUACAAGAGGCCAUCAAGUGCGGUGGAGCCCACUCACGUUUUAUAUUUCAAUUCAUGCCUCAAAACAUGGUGAGUGAAUAUUAUAGAUACAGGGAAGAACAACUUUCUAAUGAAUCUGAUAUCAAAACUGUGGGCAUUUCUACUGUUGCUGUUGAUCAAUUGAUUUUUGUUCUGAAAUAAGUGAUUUUUUGUUUCUUUCCCCUUAGGAUGUAGCGAAUUUUAAAUUGUCAUUGUACUGGAUCGUUGUCUCAAUUUUAACAUUUUUGUACUUUUCUGCUUUACUUUCUUUUUAGGCUUGAAUAUUUUUCUUUUAUGUUUUUUAGGCCAGUGUUUCAAAUGUUUCCAAAUUUUUUGUCAAAUGUUUCUGAAGAGUUGUCUUAACCACAACAACUUUUUGUGUUUCACAGUUAGCCCUAACAGAGCUAAAUGUGUAGAAUUCAUGUAAUAAUAAAUUGCAACUCAUAGUUUUACAGUUGUGACCUUCUCAUUAAUAUGUUCCUUAUGUUUUGUAAUUCAGCUAAACCAGAUGAUGCGAUCUCUACCAGGCGUAUUUACAGAUGAGCACAUACUCAGGAUAUGUGACCUCUCCUCUGUGUCUGGUAGAAAAAUAGCAGCCAAGGCCAUCUGUAACAAUGCACAGAUGUCGGAACUCAAUCUUUUUGACUGAUCAAAAUGAGGCUACUGUUUUUUUAGUUCAAAUUUUCAAGUUGCUGAGAGUUACCAAUAUGAAAGUCAAACAAGUCUUCAAUACUGCAAGCGUUAAAUGUUGACUCGCAGCAUCAUGUUUAUGGGUAAGAUAGUUUAGGGUCCUCAGUAAAUAGAUCAAAAUACGCGUCUUCUAAGGACUGGAUUUAGUAAGAUGUUAAUUACAUGAGAAAAAUAAGAGAUCCAUGAUUUUUGCAUGUCAUUGAAAUGGUGUUAUGUUGAUGUUAAUUAAAUUUAAAUACAUGUUAACAUAAUUGAAAAUGAAUUAUUUGCAACCUGACAAUUAUAAAUAAAACCUUGUGAAAUAAUCA
This is a messenger RNA of Lymnaea stagnalis (great pond snail), 18907 nucleotides long. NCBI's taxonomy places the organism in Eukaryota, Metazoa, Mollusca, Gastropoda, Lymnaeidae. The record is from the annotation of a GenBank genome assembly.